Amoebophrya sp. A120 is the source of this 4925-nucleotide messenger RNA. The record is from the annotation of a GenBank genome assembly. Lineage: Eukaryota; Dinophyceae; Syndiniales; Amoebophryaceae.
CAACGACCGGCGAAGGUCUAUCACGACUACUACUACUACUAGCUGGCUAGAUCUACAAAAAAAUCUUGAAAAGUCUUCUGCGCGCGGCCUUCUAUCUUGUAUCACGAACAAGAUCUUCAAACUCUCUCGUUACAACAAUGCGAGCGUUGUUGUCUCGGAGGCGCGAGCCUCAGUUUGCGGAUGGUCGGCACCGCAGUUCAAACGCCGACGGAGCUGAGAACAGCGUACCUAGUGAAACCACUUCAAAAUCCGCCUCUGGUAUUGCAAGCAGCCCAAGUGGCCAGCAGCAGGACGACGAGGUCGAGGACGAUGAUGAAAGUGAAGACAGCAGCAAACAGGAGCAAUCACAUUCUCAAUCGCAAUCGUCGUAUUCCCAGUCCCAGAAGUCGCAAAAAUCCGGACAAGAAAAAGGCAACGCAGGUAAAGAAGAAGACGAUGGUGUCGUGGUUGAUCUAUUGGGCGGCUCAAACUCGAAUCCAAUAAAUGCUCUGGACCAAGCGUUCGGCGAAGAUUCCUCUGCAUCAUCCUCUUCGUCUGCCAGCAAAAGUAACAGCAAGCAGAGCAGCGGCCAUAUACCACGGAGCGGCGGCGGCGGCAGCAGUGGCAGCAGCAGUCGUAUGACGUCGAAGGACCGCAACCCAGAUGACGAAGUAGAAGAGUCGUCCUCCCGUAAACAUGCUGCUUCAAAGGGUAAUGGAAGUGCAAGUGCCUUGGAUCUUGAGAAUGAUUCGAUGUCCGUUCCGUCGAGCAGUAAGGGACGCAGCGGUCUUGCGUCCCCUAGAGAUGCUCCGGAGGGCGAGUGCAUCCCUGGUCUGUUCAGAAGCAAGGCAAAAGAGGAAACAGCCGAUGAGCAAGUGGCCAAGAACGCGGAUAUGAAGCCCGAUGCUACCGCUUCAGUCACCAAUACUAGACAGCAGUUUGUGCAGAGUGGCGGCGCAAAGAGUCCUUUCGAUCCAGUCACGGGACCGUCUCUGACGGUAACAGACGGAGCUACGGCUGGGCUGCAACAAGCGCAGCUACAACCUGUUCAAGGGACUGGUGGCGCUUCGUCUUCCUCCGCAGCUGCGCCUCGGAGAAGCCAAAAAAGCGUUACCUUAAGCGCGAACGAUGCGGAAGAUGGUGCCGGCGGCACGACAAGCGGGAAUAGGAGAAGGAGCAGCUUGUACCGGCAAGCGACUCCAGCAGUGCGGAAAUCGCAGCAGGCAGGAGCUGGUGCGGGAUUUUCCUCAGGAGUUGUUGCGCAACGUGUACUGCAGAAUGACGAUGACAGUGGACACGGUGACCAGCAGGAGGAGACAUCAGACCCGACAACUCUCCGGACCAGCGCUCUGUACGAUCGAUCCCCCGCAGCUGACCAAACUCUAGCAUCUAGCCGCGCGCGCUUCGUUGCGCGCAUAGUUUUCAAAAAGAACCUGCAGCUGCUUUUCAAUUACCUGCUUGCGUGGCGCGGCCUGACACUGCGGAUGAGCCGGCGACGCCCGGGCUUGCAACCCCGAGUGGACCACACCGGGGCUGUGCAGACCCGCAGACCGCGAGGCACACCACCGGUCUCCUCGUUUUCACGACCGCCGACCCAGGACACGAGCAAGCCCGAGCGUAUGCGGGUGCACUUCUCGCACGUGCUGGAGAACAUUGGCCGGCUGCUGUACCAAAUGCUGCUGGAGCGGCGCGUGAGCGACAUGUUUCACUUUUGGCGUGCGGAAACGGCGCAGCGGCGCUUUCUGCAGGCUCGCGUCACGGCGGAGGAGGCGACGGCCAAAUUUCAAGCGGCGGUUCGCAAGCUCGCCGCGGUCGAAACGGAGCUGAAGGCCACCCGGGGCUCGAUGCCGCAACUGUGCGCCGAGCUGCAGGAAAGGGUCGCGCUUCUGGAGUGGAAUUACGUCGGCGAAGUGAACUCGUUGUGCGAGAAGCACGCCGCGAACUUGAACGCGGUAAAGCGAGAACAGGAGGAAAUGCUUCGCACAAAAAAGCAAGCCGUGACCACUUUGCACACGAUGGAACAAGAGAAGCAGCUCUUGGAGAGCGAAGUUCGGGAACUGCGCCGCGGUGCGGGCAUAUUCAAUCCCGGCGGGGGGCUUUCUACGCGGGCAUUUUCAUCGUCGUCCGGUCUCAAUAAAAACAACAAAGGCAGCGCGUCUGGUGCUGGCGCGCCGGACAGCCCACUUUGCCCGUUCACACAGGACACGUGCCCCGAUGGGAAUGCCUGUCCGGUGCACCAUUCGCAAAUGCUCCGAGUAGUGCGCAACGGCGGAGUCGGAACGUUGCGCGACAUGCAGGCUGGAGGCUCGAGUUCCUCGAGUAGUCCAUUGGACACGACGUUGCUGCCCCCGGGGAAUAGAAUGGCACGGGAAAACUCCUUGACGCGCCGGGCGGAAGUGCUCGCUUUCCGCGAUGGCACUCGGGCGAUAGAGGAAGAAAUGCAGGAAGAGAAGGUAGUUUUUUUCGUCACGUUCGUACAACUACCUUGUUUGGACUUCUUGGUAAGAACAAGCUCGUAUGUAUUGGCUGUUUCGACUUUUUCCGUGCUCAUCUCAAGCAUAUUUUCUACCGGUACGCCGGAAGAAAAAUAUACCUUCCAACCCACGAAUGACAAAAUAAAAGAACAAAACCGAAACAGCCUCCAAAGUCCCCGGCGCAGCAGCGGCUCGAGACGCUCGGCGAUGUUCCGGGCUCGCCGCGCCGCGUCCGCGACGACAUACGCGAGAAAAUCUUGGUGCGACACGAGGGCGCUCGCGAGGAAUACGUCGCAGGUGUAAAGCAGCGAAUGAAGGAGCACGACCCAAACGUGGACGACUACGACGUUGAUGCACUACCGGUCAGUGCACCGAGAAGCGCAGUUCAUUCUCCGUCUUCAAAAACGCGGAAUGUCCGGCCGAGCACAUUCGAGCUGGAUGGUAAAUCGCACUUUUCUCCAACGGGUAGAGGUAGAAAUAAUCGGAGACGGUACCACGUGGAAGAGGACGUUUUCCGUGGCCUGCUGCAACAGCAGCAGGAGGAGCAGCGGCAGGUUCGCUUAGCAAGUGAGCGCGAAGACGGCGACGCCAGGUCCUCACGAAACGCCAGCGGCGACCUCUUGGAAGUUGCGAUCGGCGACAUGCAUCGUGCUUUGCGGGACGGACAGAAGGUCAUGCGCUCGAAUCCGUCAAGUCCAGGCAUCUCCACCUCUCAACAUGUGCAGCAGCAGCAAAACUUGUACCAGAAAGGCAGUAGGGGUCCGUCACCGAACAGUCAACAACAACACAACAAGCUCUCCCUUUCUUCGAUGCGGGCUGUGGAGGGAAAUUUUCCGGGGGGCGCGAUGCAGGAAGUCUACGCAAGGAAAGUAAAUCGAAAGCUGGACGCCUUCGGGGAAACGGGGUUCUUGGCGGCUUCCGACAUCGAGAAUCAGGUGGACACACAAACCGUCUACCAGGUGAACUGGCAAGAAUCCCGCGAGGGGUCGCCCGCACGAGAAUUAGACGGAGUUGGUGCACCUGUUGAAAACGGCGAGGAUGUAGGCGGGGAGAAUGACCAGAUCAUGAUGUCUCAGCGUGCCGCGCAGCUCACCAACUCCGGGGUGUCGCGCUCGAGAGCCUCGAGCGGCGGCCUGGAGCUGUCCUCUGCGGGAGCCUCCUCUGCGCGAAACAGUCGAACGCAAAUUUCCCUGAAGAGCCACGCGCAUCAGCUGCAAAAUCGGAGGCUGCUGGAGGAGCAGCGGAAGAUGGAACAGCAGCAGAUGCAGCGCAGACCACCGUCCCCGUCACCACCACAGAUGACAGGAGAUCCUGGACGAGGCCCAGUUGGGACAACUGCAGCAGGAUCCUCAAGAGGUAGACAGUACGAACAAAACCGUCCUCCUGGGACUACGAACACGCAACCCGCCCCUCUUGUCGACAGCGACGUACGUGCCGAAAUUCUGGCCAAGGCUCGCGAAGCGCGGAAGAAGAAUUUCGCGCAACAGCAGUCCCGCAUCGACAGUAAGGAGCCAGCGUCUCCAACUGGUGUGGACCGGAAAACCAAGCCGAUGCUGUUUUACCCUCACGUUUCUGGAGGGGGUGACGUCCUCGUUGGUAGCAAAACUACUGCUGGUGGCGGUGAUCUCUCACUGCAAGAUCACCCGCCUCAAGUUUUACCUCAACAGGCCCCCGUGGUCAAAAAAACACAUACAAAUCCGCACUCAUUGAAGGAACAUCAGCAACUGUUGCUGGAGAUCGAAGAGUCGCCGAAUAACGGCACGAACGGCGUCGCUGCCGAACUCCCAGGAGCAGCUGCAAGUGCAGCUUCCCAGCCCAUCGAGGACAUGUUUGUGAACGAAGACGGGGAGAAGUUGUUUCAAAUCGAACACAAACCGGAUGAGGACGUGUGGGACUUCAGUGGCGUCCGGAAAUACCUCCGCGACACCGACCGCUUCGUUGAGGAGUAUUCCCACUUAUUUCCCGGGCUGACGGAAAAUGUGAACGCUCUGGAGCACCGGAAGCUCGUCGGAGCACGCGCUGCGUCAAAGACGUCGGGCGGCGCUGGAGGAGCGGGUGGAGGUCCUGGAGCGCAACAGAAUCAGGGCAGGUAAGGUUAAGAGUGAAGUAGAAAACAAGGCGAUAAAAGUUGUAUGCGCAAAUUUGUAGUUUUGAUGAUGUUGACGAUGUUGAUGAAGACGACGAAGCUGUAGGCACAGGACCGAUAACCCCAGCGCUUCAUCCUUCCCCGACGACCACGACGAUGGAAAUCACAUUCAGGUCGGCUUCUGCCGUGGGACCGAGCAAGGGCUUUACCGCAAUCGCGCCUCAAGCCGGAGCACCGUCCUCACGAGGCGGAAUGCGCAUACCCAUAGCAAUACCACCCGAAUUCGACUUCUGAGCGUGCACCUGAAGGGGCUGAAAGAAAGGGGAUCGCUGCGUUAUCAGCCUACUCUCAUCUGCAACUCGCAAACCAAAGAAACUUCUUUGAUA